UUCCUGCCCGGCCCGGUGAAGGCCCUGCCGGGCGGCGGCAACACCAACGGCAUCCGAGCCAUGGUCGCUCUGGAGAACCCGGAGGGCGGCCCGGAGGUGGCGACGGCGGAGGGCGCCCCGGGCGGGCGGCGGCUGCUGCCUCUUCCGGGCUGUCUGCCCACUCUGGCCAGCUCCCAGGUGAAGAGACUUUCGGCUUCCAAGCGGAAGCAACACUUCAUCAACCAGGCGGUGAGGAACUCAGACCUCGUGCCCAAGGCCAAGGGGCGGAAGAGCCUCCAGCGCCUGGAGAACACCCAGUACCUCUUGACCCUGUUGGAGACAGACGGGGGCCCGCCUGGCCCGGAGGACGGGGACUUGGCACACCCCGCGGCACCAGGCAUCUUCGCGGAGGCCUGCAACAAUGCCACCUACAUGGAGGUCUGGAACGACUUCAUGAACCGCUCCGGGGAGGAGCAGGAGCGAGUCCUCCGCUACCUGGAGGAUGAGGGCAGGAGCAAGGCCCGGAGGCGUGGUCCUGGCCGCGGGGAGGACCAGCGGAGAGAGGACCCGGCCUACACGCCCCGCGAGUGCUUUCAGCGCAUCAGUCGGCGUCUGCGAACCGUGCUCAAGCGGAGCCGCAUCCCCAUGGAGACACUGGAGACCUGGGAGGAGCGGCUGCUCAGGUUCUUCUCCGUGUCCCCCCAGGCCGUGUACACGGCCAUGCUGGACAACAGCUUCGAGAGGCUCCUGCUUCACGCUGUCUGCCAGUACAUGGACCUCAUCUCGGCCAGUGCAGACCUGGAGGGCAGGCGGCAGAUGAAAGUCAGCAAUCGUCACCUGGACUUUUGGCCACCAGGGCUGCUCCUGUCUGCCUACCUGGAGCAGCACAGCUGAUGGCGACCCCGGUGUCCCUGCCUGCCACCACGCCCGGCGCCAAGACCUCUGACACCUUCUGCUAAAGCAUCUUUAAUAUUUUUAGAAUUCGUCCCUGGAAACCUCUUUCCCUUGGGGUGGUCUCUCUCACCUUCACCCCCUCCUCACCCAGCUCUCAGCCAUCAACACUGGCGGCGGCUGGGACUGCUCAGACCAUCCCAGCCACGUGGCGCCACCCCGCUCUGGGACUUCUAUUUGGGUGGGGAGACCGGACUGGGCACUUCCAUGUUUCUUCUUUGUGUAGCUUUUUUGGCCCAGUGUGAAGCUCAAGUGAGGAGGGAGAGGCUGGGUUUUUAUCGCUUUUAAUGACUUUGAUGUGAUUUGUUGUAGAUUUUUAAAUUCCCCUUUUGGAGAAAAAAACCAAAAACUUGCCUCAUCUGGUAAAUCAUGGGACUUGGUCCCAGCCCUUGUUAGACCCCUCCCAGUUUUUAGCUUGAAUGGUGAUGGUGGGGGUCCCUGGGACACUGGCCAUCACCCCAGGAGCAUCUUGUCUCGUGUGUGUGUAUGUGUGUGUGUGUGUGUGUGUGUGUGUGUACUCGAGCGUACCCUGCGACCUAGGGCAGAAGCUGCGUCUUAAGGGCUGGUUUUAUCCUCUUUUUGUUCUGUGAGUCCUCCCUCGGCCCCCUCCUUUGGCAGCUCUCGGGAUCCCACCUGCUCUCCAUCUCCUCAUCCCUCCCUUCCUCCCCCUCCCUGCAUUCUAGGGUGCAGGACUUCCAGCCAGAAGCCUCUGCCCUUAGACUGUCCCGUCCCCUCCUUGUGUCCCCUCCAUCCCCCCAGCCUGGCUUUGGCCUGAUAGCUGGUUCCCUGGCUUGGGCCACUGCAGCAGGCCUGGGGGGUUCCCUGCCCCCUUGCUGUGUGUGGGUAGUUGUGCUUUGGGAGACUGUGGAGCGUUCAAUAAAUUUCUGGUGCUCUGGC
This is a messenger RNA of Lemur catta (Ring-tailed lemur), 1827 nucleotides long. RefSeq names its product R3H domain containing 4 (gene R3HDM4). The record is from RefSeq and is a predicted model, not a curated record. Gene Ontology annotation, molecular function: nucleic acid binding. Bases 61 to 873 code for a protein of 270 amino acids. The transcript is spliced from 8 exons. NCBI's taxonomy places the organism in Eukaryota, Metazoa, Chordata, Mammalia, Primates, Lemuridae.